CGAACAAUUUAUGAGUGAAGUAAUUGACUAAACUUGGUUUUAUAUUCCAGAAGGCAUAAACGUGGUUUGUAUAAGUCCUACGAGCUUGUAUAAAUCACACAAGCCUAGACAUAUGAUUUAUUUCAAAAGUACACGCCGGAAGUUUCUGUCGUGCACGUAAACGUGACGGUUGUUCUUGCCGGAGGGAACCUCUGUGGUGUUUUGGUCCAGUCCAGCCGACCCCAGUCACGAAAAUGACCGCGAGGAAGUCUGGAUCACGACUGGAGACCGAGAUAGAGCGGUGUCGCUCCGAGAGUCAGUGGGACAAGAUACCGGAGCUGGUUCGGCAGCUGUCGGCGAAGCUGAUAUCAAAUGACGACUUAGGUGAACUUCUGCUGGGGGAAUGCAAACUCCAGAUGUACUUGAAGGAGAAUCCCAUCAAACAGGGCUCCAGUCCCAGAGGUCCUCAGCCAAAACUGGUGGAGAUCAGGAAGCAUCUCACUGCUGCUCUGGACAGAGGAAACCUCAAGGUAAACCUGGAUAACUUACUGACUCUUUAUCUCAGUGAAGCAUGUCUCACCAGGCUGAAUGUUCUUCCAGGUCACUACAGCAGAGUGAAUCUGGAUGAGCUGCAGCUGGUUGGAGCUCCUGUGUACCGGCUCUCCAUGAUCGCAGAGGCGUACGCCACCAAAGGCUUGUGUCUAGAGAGGGUCCCAGCUGCCUCUCCAGCUCUGUCCAAUAAGAACACGGGGUCUCCGUCGUCCAAACGGAGCACGACAGACCGAGAUCAGGAAAUCAUCACCUGCUACGAGAAGUCUGGAGACAUUGCUUUGCUGUACCUGCAGGAAGCUGAGAAGGCGUUAUCAGCGGGGAUUCAGAACCGGAGCCCAAAGCCCGGCCCAACAUCUCAGGACCUGGAACUGGGCUACUUCCUGGAGACGGGCCUGCAGAGGGCCCACGUCAUCCACUUCAAGAACGGCAACCUGACACAGGGUGUGGGCAGGUUUCGGGAGAUUCUUCGGGCCGUUGAGACCAGAACCACCCAGAACCUUCGUAUGACCAUCGCCCGGCAGCUGGCAGAGAUCCUACUCAGAGGAAUGUGUGAACAGAGCUACUGGUCUCCUCUGGAAGACCCGCCGACGGUGUCACCUCUGGAUAAUCUCACGCAGCAAGGGCGCACUUACAGCAAGAGCUACACGCUGAGCCGCCGCCCACGGGUGUACUCGGGAGAGAACUUGUUUUGCCCUCAGGAGAACACGGAGGAAGCCUUGCUGCUGCUGCUCAUCAGCGAGUCCAUGGCGAAUCGCGACGCCGUGCUGAGCCGUAUUCCAGAACACAACAACGACCGGAUCAUCAGCCUGCAGUCCGCCUCUGUGGUGUACGACCUGCUGACGAUAGCUCUGGGCAGGAGGGGGCAGUACGAGAUGCUUUCCGAGUGUUUGGAGAGAGCCAUGAAGUUCGCCUUCGAGGAGUUCCACCUGUGGUACCAGCUCGCCUUGUCGCUCAUGGCGGCCGGAAAAUCUGCUCGUGCCGUCAAGGUCCUGAAGGAGUGCGUUCGCCUGAAGCCCAACGACCCGACCAUCCCGCUGCUGGCGGUUAAACUUUGCAUCGGACCUCUGCACUGGCUGGACGAAGGGGAGAACUUUGCUAAGAUGGUGAUUGACAUGGGAGAGAAGGCCGCCGAGUUCAGAGCUAAAGGCUACCUAGCCGCCGGUCUGGUUUACAGCCUGAAAGCCACCGACGCGUCCUUACGGAGCAUGCAGGAAGAGUACCAGAGGAAAGCGUUGGGAGCCUUUCAGAGAGCUCAGAGUUUGUCUCCCACCGACCACCUUGCAGCUUUCUAUUUGGCUCUGCAGCUUGCCGUUUCCCGACAGAUCCCAGAGGCGUUGGGUUACGUCCGUCAGGCGCUGCAGCUCCAGGGAGACGACGUCCACUCGCUCCACCUGCUGGCUCUGCUCCUCUCUGCACAGAAACACUACCACGAUGCCCUCAACAUCAUAGAGAUGGCUCUGUCCGAGUACCCAGAGAACUUCAAUCUGUUGUACACCAAGGUGAAAUUGGAGGCGAUGUGUCGAGCCCCAGAGGACGCUUUGCUCACCUGUAAACACAUGCUGCAGAUCUGGAAGAGCUUUUACAACCUUACAAACCCAAGUGAUUCUGGGCGUGGCAGCAGCCUGCUGGACCGAGCCAUCGCAGACAGACGACAGCUCACCGCCAUGACUCUGCCCGACUUCAGUGAUCCUGACACUGUCUCAGGCUCCUCCUCCUCCUCCUCCCUGUCUGGUUUUGAACCAGUCUCCCCCACCUCCCCAUCCACCACCCUCUCCUCCCCACUGUCCUCCCCCUCAUCCCCUGCCUUUGUUUUCCAGCCUCCCCCUCUUUCCCCUUCAGGCAAAAACCCUUAUUUCCUUCCUCCCCGUCCUCCCCGUCCCUGUCCCGGUCCUCCUCAUCCUCCCCCACCCACCAAGACCAGGACUCGGCCCUUUUGCAGCCACGUGGUUCUGCGUCAGCUCUCUGAUUGCGGCCUUCCGGACGCUAACACUCUUGGUUUUCCCUCCAUAUUUUCUGUUUGUUCCGUCCACGCUACGUCCAUCGCAGCCAGCCGGGUGGAGCAGGCUCUGUCGGAGGUGGCCUCCUCCCUGCAGAGCAGCGCCCCCAAGCACGGACCCCUCCACCCCUGGAUGACCCUGGCUCAGAUCUGGCUCCAUGCAGCUGAGGUGUACAUCGGCAUGUCGAAACCUGCAGAGGCCACGGCGUGCACUCAGGAAGCAUCCAACCUCUUCCCCACGUCCCACAACGUCCUGUACAUGAGGGGGCAGAUAGCCGAGCUGAGGGGCAACACGGACGAGGCCAAACGCUGGUACGAAGAGGCCCUGUCCAUCAACCCGACCCACGUCAAGACCAUGCAGAGGCUGGGUCUGAUUCUGCACCAGCUGCAGCGCUACAGCCUGUCUGAGAAAGUCCUGAGGGAUGCUGUGCAGGUAAACAGCACGGCCCACGAUGUGUGGAACAGUCUGGGCGAAGUGCUGCAGGCUCAAGGGAAUGCCGCCGCCGCCACCGAGUGUUUCCUCACUGCCCUGGAGCUGGAGGCCAGCAGCCCCAUCCUGCCCUUCACCAUCAUCCCCAGAGCACUAUGAGACACGCCCUCACGCACGCCUGCAUGCACUCUUGUACAGCCUGUCUCACGUUGUAUAUAAUGCAAAUAGCAUCACUUCCUUCAUUUGUGUGUGUUUGUGCUGAAACAUGUGUUUCAGUCUGUGUGCGUGCACCGAUGUGCACGUGUGCCAACACGUCUCGUUAUGGGUGUAAAUACGUUUUUCUCCUUGCAUUCGAAACCUUUAUUUUACACAUCUAAUUUAGUCUAAAGACAAAUAUUUGACUAAAGCAAAUUGGCAGAAAGUCGUUUGGGUUUUUACGAGUCAACACUUGAAGUUUAUUUGCUUUACUGGUUUUUUUGUUACCAUGCAGCCAACUGAUCAUUCAGCAAAUGCCAAAAACGAUCUGGAUGCAUUCAGUGUUUUUAUGGAGUUUUAAUCCAAAACUCAUUUUCUUUAUUCUGUGACUUCCUGUUUGUUUACAGAUCUGUGGAGUAAAAGUACCUGCAAAAGUUACCGAUAACAGAAGUUUGGUUGUUUUUAUGGCGAAUCGGAGGAAUCUGUUGCUUUGUUUUCCAAGCCAAAAUGCUCCUGUCAUUUUUAUUCGACAACGUGUACAUUUGAUUGUUCCUCGUGUGUUUUUAUUUUAGAGUAAAUUAUUAUUCUAUUUUCCAAAGUGGAGCUGCGGGAGGAAUGUGAUGAACAGGUUGAUCAGUCAGUGAGUCCUUUUUGCUGUAAAUCAAUGACUGAAAUUAGAAUAAAUAAUAAAUAAAGCCAUCGCUGGUGUGAUAUGGA
Nothobranchius furzeri (turquoise killifish) is the source of this 3869-nucleotide messenger RNA. The record is from RefSeq and is a predicted model, not a curated record. NCBI's taxonomy places the organism in Eukaryota, Metazoa, Chordata, Actinopteri, Cyprinodontiformes, Nothobranchiidae.